This is a messenger RNA of Nanorana parkeri, 2297 nucleotides long. RefSeq names its product kelch-like ECH-associated protein 1. The coding region runs from base 49 to 1836 and encodes 595 amino acids. Gene Ontology annotation, molecular function: protein binding. Lineage: Eukaryota; Metazoa; Chordata; Amphibia; Anura; Dicroglossidae. The transcript has 5 exons. The record is from RefSeq and is a predicted model, not a curated record.
AAUAAUGCCACAUUUUAAAUUCAUCCAAAGAGAAUUGUAAUCCUGAGAAUGUUAUGUCCAAGAAAGAAGAAGCCCAGCCUGAAGAACUCAGCAGCCAUUGCUGUCCCUUCUAUGAAAGGACAUGGCUACCUUGAUUACACUAUUGAAAACCAUGCUUCCAAAGCUUUUGAGAAGAUGGAGGAGCUCAGGAGAAAUAAUCAGAUGUGUGAUGUCCUCAUAAAAGUAAGCUACAAUGGUCAAGAAGAGGACUUCCCUGCACAUAAGAUUGUGCUUGCUUCCUGUAGCCCCUUUUUCAGGGCAAUGUUUACCAAUAACUUUCGUGAAUGCCAUGCCAAGGAAAUCAUCAUCAAAGACAUGUGUCCUUUAGUAAUGGAAAGGCUGAUAGAAUUUGCAUAUUCAUCAAGAAUAACAGUUGGGGAGAAGUGUGUCUUGCAUGUACUCCUAGCUGCUAUGAGAUACCAGAUGGAAGAUGUGUCUAAAGCAUGCAGUGACUUUCUUGUUAAACACCUGGACCCCAGUAAUGUCAUUGGGAUAUCAAACUUUGCAGAGCAGAUUGGGUGCACAGAGCUACAUGAAAAAGGAAGAGAAUACAUCAAUAACCACUUCAGCGAGGUAACAAAAGAAGAAGAGUUCUUAAACCUUACUCACUGUGAACUAUUGGACUUGGUCAGUCAGGAAAGCCUAAAUGUGCUUUGUGAGACUGAGGUAUACAAUGCCUGUGUAAGAUGGAUGCAGUGGGAUGUAGACAAAAGAGCACAGUAUUUUAAUGUCUUGCUAAAUGCCGUUCACCUCUAUGCUUUGCCUCCCAAAUUCCUUGCAGUGCAGCUUAAGCACUGCCCCAUUCUCAAUAUGGAAAACUCAUGUAGGAUGUUUCUGUCUAAGAUUUUCCAAGAAAUGUCAUUACACAAGCCACUUCCACCAAUGAAAGUACGGGGUAAUCAACUAAUCUAUGUAGCUGGUGGCUACCAACAGAAUUCACUGACCUCUGUGGAGGCCUUGAAUCCACAGACUAUGGAAUGGAUUGAGCUUGCUGAAAUGUUGGAACCCAGGAGUGGUCUUGGAGCCUGUACUGUAAGUGGACUGCUCUACACUGUAGGAGGGAGGAAUCAUUCUGCUACGGAAAAUGCAGAUUCAGACUCUUUAUACUGCUUUAAUCCAAUGACCAAUCAAUGGACAAAGAGAGCACCAAUGAAUGAACCAAGGAAUCGGGUUGGAGUAGCUGUAAUAGAUGAAGCUAUUUAUGCCGUUGGAGGCUCCUCUGGCUCUGAGCACCACAAAAGUGUUGAAAGGUAUGAUCCUGAACUCAACUUGUGGACAUUUGUUACACCCAUGAAUAAUUCCCGCAUUGGUGCUGGAGUAACAUCAAGUUGUGGGCUUUUGUACGCAAUUGGUGGAUUUGAUGGGGAAAACCGACUAAAUACCGUUGACUGUUACCACCCUGAUGAGGACAGGUGGCACCCAGUAGCUUCAAUGAAGACCAUUCGCAGUGGGGCAGGAGUAGUAUCACUGGACAACUAUAUAUAUGCUGUUGGGGGAUAUGAUGGCAACAACCAACUUAACUCUGUAGAACGGUACAAUAUAGACAAAGAUUACUGGGAGUUUGUAGCACCCACGAAACACAAAAGGAGUGCACAUGGUCUGACUCUGCACCAGGGAAGGAUUUAUGCUCUUGGUGGUUUUAAUGCAGAGGGUUUUCUCUCGUCUGUGGAAUGUUACUGCCCUCAAAGUAAUGAAUGGAGAGAAGUGACUGAAAUGCCACAAAGUUGUAGUGGCAUGGGUGUAGCGGUAACCAUGGAGCCUUGUCCUAAUAGCAUUGAGGAUGCUGAAGAGACCUGAUCAAUCAGAUGUGUAAAUUAUUGUGUUUGUAGCCAAAUUUGCAGUCAUAAAAAGGAUUUUUAUUAGAGAUCGCUGACUGUUUAAUGUGAAUGUUCAGCUACACAAUGAUACAAACUUGAAAUCUAUCCUUUUUAUUAAGAGGUGUUAUAUUGAAAUUACACAAAUGUAAUACACACAUACACCUGCAAACACUGGCCAAGAUAUGUACCUGCCUAGUUUACUUGCAUUUCAGUAUUAUGAGAUGUAAGGUUGAUGCAAAUGUCUGCAUGUGGAAAAUUGUGUACACAGCAUUAACACUGUGUGCAGUCAUUGCACUGCCAUAUUUAGAGCGCCCUCUGACCUUGCAGUGGCCAUGUAUAGAAGUAAUGUUUAAUCACUGCCACCAAGAGAGUGUUGAGGAUGUUGCCAACCUGGGACACUGAGAUCUUGACAGAGGAGCCUUCCUAGGUGCCCAAGCCAAG